ACAUAAUGUCAUACAUAGCAGCAAGAGUUGACACUAAAAUCAGUGAUAGCUCAGCUGUAUGGUUAUCUGCACUUGGUCUUGGAUGUCAGGGUCUGGCUAUGCCAAUAGGCGGGUUUAUGGGAAGGAAAUUCGGACCGAAAUCAACAAUGAUUGCGACGUUGAUUCUGGGAAGUGGAAGCAUUCUGUUAACAUAUAUUGUUGUACAGAAGACGUUUAUUGGUGUAGUUUUUACUGUUGGGAUAAUGUUUGGACUUUCGAUGGGCAUUGGUUAUUCCGUCGCAAUAGCUUGUGCAGUAUCUUGGUUUCCUGGAAGAAGAGGAUUAAUUGUUGGUAUAAUUGUUGGAGGAUUUGGAUUGGGCUCCCUAAUUUUUACACCAAUUCAAACUGCAUAUAUUAAUCCAUCUAACUUAAUGGUGGAUAGUCAAACAAGGCGUUUCACUGAUCCAGAGCUUCUUGAUAGAGUCCCAAAUGUUUUCUUGGUGAUGGGUUCAAUAUUAGCAGCGUUGCAGUUAGUGGCAUGCAUACUUGUCCGCAUGAAACCAAUCUCAAAAGAAGAAAAUGAGGACAGAAAUGAAGAAGAAGAAGAAGAACAAGUAUUAGAACGUGCAAGAAUUGAAAAUAGUCCAUCUGCAGACUCAAAAAAGAAGAAACUAGUAAAUGGUGAUUCACAAUUAAAUCGUAACACUGUGGUGGAAGUAAACGUUCAAUCUGGAAAGCUAUUACGUCAUAUCGACUACUAUCUUUUAUUUUUUAUGAUGCUUCUUAACUGUUUUCCAAUAUCUGUCCUUACAAGUUCAUUAAAGAUCUUUGGACAAACGCAUAUAAGUGACGAUAGAUUUUUGUCAACUAUUACAGCUGUAACUUCUCUUUUCAACUGUGGUGGACGUGUAGUCUGGGGUGCUAUCGUGGAUCGUUUUUCUUUCAAGAUACCAAUCUGCAUACAACUGUGUGUAUGGGGUGUAUUAUUAUUUACGUUUCCUGUUAUUGCAUAUGCAACUGGAGUCGCAUUGAAAAUCUUAUAUGUUAUAUGGGCAUGUGCCUUGUUUUUCUUCUUGUCUGGUGUUUUUUCCAUGAUGCCAGCUGCAACAGGGACUAUAUUUGGACCAGUUAAUUUAGCUGUCAACUAUGGAAUGGUUUAUCUCGGAUUUUCAUUUGGAUCAGUACUUUCUCUUGUGGUGAGUCUUUUCUGGAAAGUAUCUCCUGAAAUCUACUUUACCGUUUCUGGAUGUGUAUGCUUAGUUACUCUUGCCUUAGCCAUAUGGCUUGAUGACAGAAGGUUACCUAGACGUCUACGUUUCAUGAAUUGGUUCUCAAACCAAUGUUUAUCCAGUCGAGUGUCUAAUCAACUAACAGUUAACACAAGUGAAGAUUUAUGAAUUAGACAGAACCAAUAAACACUACAUGUUUUUAAGACUUAUGAAAAUGAAACACUCAAAAACCCUGUUUCUUUCUUUGCUUUUAUUUAUAAUAGUUAUUUUUAGUGAUGAUUUUUUUCCUGAAAUCAUUAGUACACAUAAUGCAGCAAAUAAACAAUUACUUUCAGAAUUUUUUUUAUUCCAAUGUACUUUAUUCAUUUUUGCUGACUAUUUUACUCAAAAAUAUUCGUAUAUUCAAAUCUGGAAAUCUUUUUGGGAGGUA
Messenger RNA from Schistosoma spindalis, 1638 nucleotides. NCBI's taxonomy places the organism in Eukaryota, Metazoa, Platyhelminthes, Trematoda, Strigeidida, Schistosomatidae. The record is from the annotation of a GenBank genome assembly.